This is a messenger RNA of Anoplopoma fimbria (sablefish), 6421 nucleotides long. It is a transcript of the gene slc27a4, whose product is annotated as solute carrier family 27 member 4. Gene Ontology annotation, biological process: medium-chain fatty acid transport; response to nutrient; long-chain fatty acid import into cell. Gene Ontology annotation, cellular component: endoplasmic reticulum membrane; microvillus; plasma membrane. Gene Ontology annotation, molecular function: long-chain fatty acid-CoA ligase activity; long-chain fatty acid transmembrane transporter activity. Lineage: Eukaryota; Metazoa; Chordata; Actinopteri; Perciformes; Anoplopomatidae. The record is from RefSeq and is a predicted model, not a curated record. The transcript has 14 exons. The coding region runs from base 12 to 1943 and encodes 643 amino acids.
AAAAAAGAAGGAUGAUGCGUCUAGCGUGUUCCACAGCCCUGCUGUUCGUUUUGAGGCUGCUGGUGGGCUUGCCUUGGUACCAGGUUAUUCCGGCCGUCCUGAUCUUCUACCUGGGAAGCGGAGGAUGGAGCUUCCUGCAGAUUUUUGCCAAGACAAUUGGCAGAGACUUACAUGCGGCAGGUGUGCUGUUGCAGGUGAAGUGGAAUGUCAAACGCCACCUCAGAGAGAAGAACACAAUUCCCAAGAUCUUUGCUGAAACGGUGGCCCGCCACGGGGACAAAACAGCACUGAUCUUCGAGGGGACCGGGGAGAGGUGGACCUUCCGACAGUUGGAUGAGUACUCCAACAGAGUGGCCAACCUGCUGCUGGAAAGGGGUUUCAAGGAAGGCGACGUGGUGGCUCUUUUCAUGGAGAACAGAUCCCAGUAUGUGGGCCUCUGGCUUGGCAUGGCCAAAAUCGGAGUGGAGGCCGCUCUUAUCAACUUCAAUUUGAGACUAGAGGCCUUGGUCCACUGUGUCACCAUCUCCAAUGCCAAGGCUGUGGUGUUUGGCUCAGAGCUGAAUGAAGCGGUGUCCGAGGUCCACAGUUUAAUGGGGAGAGCAGUGCAGAUGUUCUGUUCAGGAGACUGGGACCCCAAACGAGUCCCACAGGGAACCGAGUGCCUAGAGCCCCUGUUGGAUAAUGCCCCGUCCCACCUGCCAAGCCGGCCGCCACGCUGCUUCACAGAUCGCCUGUUCUACAUCUACACGUCAGGAACCACUGGGAUGCCUAAAGCUGCUAUUGUUGUGCACAGCAGGUACUACCGCAUGGCAGCCUUGGUAUAUUAUGGCUUUAGGAUGACUCCAGAUGACGUGCUGUACGAUUGCCUUCCGCUCUACCACUCUGCAGGUAACAUUGUGGGAGUGGGCCAGUGUUUAUUACAUGGCAUGACCGUAGUCAUCAGAAAGAAGUUCUCUGCCUCGCGUUUCUGGGACGACUGUGCCAAAUACAACUGCACUAUUGUGCAGUACAUUGGUGAGAUCUGCCGAUACCUGCUGAACCAGCCGGUUCGGGACACGGAGAAACAACAUCGGGUGCGCAUGGCGCUGGGCAACGGCCUGCGCCAGUCCAUUUGGGAGGAGUUCAUGAACCGCUUCAAUAUCCCACAGAUCGCAGAGUUCUACGGAGCCACAGAGUGCAACUGCAGCCUGGGCAACUUUGAUAACAAGAUUGGAGCCUGUGGCUUCAACAGUCAGAUCCUACCCUUCAUCUACCCCAUCAGACUGGUGAGGGUUGAUGAGGAGACCAUGGAGCUCAUUAGGGGACCUGAUGGCGUCUGUAUUCCCUGUAAACCUGGUGAACCUGGGCAGCUAGUCGGAAGGAUCAUUCAGAAUGACCCUCUUCGGAGGUUUGAUGGCUAUGUCAACCAAACAGCAACCAGCAAGAAGAUUUCUCAUAGUGUCUUCAAGAAGGGAGACAGUGCCUAUCUCUCUGGUGAUGUUUUGAUCAUGGAUGACUGCGGCCACAUGUACUUCAAGGACCGUACAGGAGACACUUUCCGCUGGAAAGGAGAGAACGUCUCAACGACCGAGGUGGAGGGAACUCUCAGCAGGCUGCUGGACAUGAAAGAUGUCGUUGUCUAUGGAGUUGAAGUACCAGGAGCAGAGGGAAAGGCUGGAAUGGCCGCCAUCGCUGACCCGUCUCAAUCCACUGACCUGGGGAAGUUUGUGAAGGACAUGGAGAAGGCUCUUCCUCCCUACGCCAGACCUGUAUUCCUUAGGUUCCUUCCGGAGGUCAACAAGACAGGAACGUUUAAGUUUCAGAAGACGGACUUGCGCCGGGACAGCUUUGACCCCAGCGCGGUGUCAGACAAACUUUACUUCCUGGAUUCCAGAAGAGGGUGUUAUGUGCAGCUGGACGAGGAGCUUUACCGCUCCAUACUGUCAGGAAAAAACAAAUUGUGAUUAGCAGGCUGACCACUACAUCUACUCAUUUACACAUAGACACACACACACACACAUACAGAUACAGAAAAGAAGACAAUAUUGCGUGACCAGGAUAGCAGAAUGCAGGGCCAUGUCCCCAUAAUAAAAUACAUAUAAAGUGAUAGCCAUACACACUCCCUUGCAUACACACUCAAAUGCCCAUUUACACCUACACACACAUUGUAUUCCCAAAACCACUUUGCUCUUUAAAAUCUCUAAAAGCAGACUUAUGCACGCCACACACACACACACACACAGCACCACUCCAUCCAUCCCCAGCAACUCCUCUCGCUACCUCAGCAAACACAGAGAGAGGCACAAACCUAGUAUUUGGUAACUUGAAACCACCGUUCAUAGCCACACAAUCCCUGCCCACACAGGCCUCAAGCAGCCACGCCUAUCCACCCUGGUCCAUCAAACCACGUGUUGCUGUGGGACACAACUGGGAGAGAUGUGUGGAGUAGUAGUUGCCUGGCAUCCGGAAUGCAAAAACUAUGAACUACAGAUAUCCACAGACCUAAAGGAUGCUGAGAAGGAAAAUGGAUUCAGUACAAAGAGUGUGUGUGGGACAACGGAGGGACCUAUGAGGACCUGGACUGUCUCUAUGUCUGUCAGCGAAAUUGUUUCGACUGGAAAAGACUGGAGGCUCUACCGACAACUUCACCUGCGCAAUCAGCAGUGACAAACCUGCAUGACAACUACAGUUUUAUAAGGUUAACUUUAUAAUAAUAUUUAUGGCAACUCUCUGGUCUCCCUGUUUUCAUUUCCACCACGCUCUACAGAGCUUGAGAUGAAAAUGAGCAAAGGACACCUGUUUUUUUAAAAAAGGAAACACCAUGUGGAUUUUAGGGAUGUUGGAAAGCCUUUGACAUGUAACCAGAUGUUAAAUUAGACCAGUGGUUGAAGCUGAAAGAUCUACUAAAGUGCAAUAGGGCUCCAGCAUUUGCAGUGCAAUAAUCAGCCGCACCACAUGAGCGCUGAUACAAAACAAAGAUCUGUAUUUAAAUAUGUCUGCAUCACACCAAAUAUAUUUAAGUUGUAGUUUUUGUUUACAUAUUUAAGUAAUUUAUGUUGUUGUAAAAGCUUUCUCAUUUGUUUUAGUGCAAAUGUUUCAGGUUGUUUUUGCUCCACAUGUGUAUCCAAAUCCGUGCUUCAGUAACUCUUUGAGUCCUUAAAAAACGAAGCUGCAGUAUGCAUUUUAUAUCAGAUGCUGGAACACAAAGUCCAGUGAUCUGACUGAUUCAACCCUGGGCUAAAUUCAUGGGGCUAUUUCCAUAAACAGGACUUGUAUACUGAGCUGACAUGCAGUAUGUUUGUGUGGCUGUAUUGUGCAGGUUUUGUCCUAAAAGGUAGUCGAUCAUACGGCGUGUGUAUUUUCUUCUAAAACAUAUGAAGAAGACUUGACUGAAGAUAGAGAACCACCCAAAUCGCCCGAUCAGCGAGGACCCUUGUUUUCAACAAUAUCGUGGUGCUAAGGAGGGAUGUACUGCCAGAUUCAAGAGAGCUGAAAGAUCCAAAGAUUCAAAGAUUGGAGUGGGGACAUUGACACGGAGGAGGGGGGCGCGUGGAAAUGGAACGGUAGAAGAAGAGAAAAUGUGCUUUUGUCAUCGAUGUUUUGUCCAUUGUUUGCAGUAGCUGUCAUCAGAGGUUGUAGUAGCAUGAAUGAGCAUCAUCAACCAAGCAGAGCACUGUGCCUUACUGUGAGUUCACCUCCCAGAUUCACAGGCCCUGGCCCACACAAAGUAUCUCAUGUGCUUCCCCGUAUUAGACUUGUAUCAUUCAGCUUCUUUCUACCAUAAUCUCUACGUUCCCUGUCAUAGUCGCCUCACAAAAGCUGGCCUAAAUCAUGGGAGCUCAUACGUUUAUUCUGAAAAAUCCAUUGCAGUCCAGCGACGGGCGUCUUCAUCCUGCCAAAUGCAGGAAGAGGUUGUGUUGAUGUCUCAUUGGACAAGAGUCCGCUUUUUGUGAGGCUGCUGUCCUAGCAUCUUGUCUAUUGACUUAUCCUCCUUUGAGUCUCCUCCGGUCUUCACUUAGUCCAAACUGUAACAUUAAUUUGUCUUCUAGGUUUCUUUUUUGGUACCUGUUUGUAGUUUACGCCUUUAUCAUCUGUCUGCCAACCAGCCCGAUCCUUUCCAUUCAUCUCAAACCUCUUCCCUCUUUCCUCUCCCUCUCUGUCGGUGGCCAUCCAAAUCCUUCGAGCUGGCACCUCUGUUCUAUCCUCGCUGUCUCUGUCGGGUACCAAGCCUCCACUCUCAGCCAUGUCUGCUUCAUCUUGCUGUUCUCAUAUUCAGACAAUAGUUUAAACAGUGAAUACAUUUCAAAUAUUUCCUAUUUGGAGCUCAUUUAAUGUUUGAUGGUGGUUUCUUUUUUGAGAUUCCUCAAGAGGUCUGGUGACAUGAAGCUCCAACUACACACUCAAAACUGUUCUCAGAUUUUUUUUUUGCCGAUGUGUGUUGUGCGUAGUCUGCCAUUACCCUGUGACUUUUUGUCAUACUUUUGCACCUGACCAUGUCCUCAGUCAUCUACAGUACAGCCAGGCUGGCCAUUUUCAACAGUGGUUGUGUAACUGGCUGUAGUGUCGAUGACUCAUUAUUGUUCUUUAUGGGUUUUAUUGCGCCAAUGCUUUCGUUAUAUUUUCUUCUGCACACUGAUUCUCGAUAUGUUUAAACGGCUUUUCCUAGUUCGUACUUUGCACUGACUGACACAGGUGACCUUGACAGCUGCAGUCGUCUGCAGAGAUCGUCAAAGUCGCUCUCACCUAUCAUUUCCCUGUUUUGGGAGGGGAAAGACCAACAAAGCUGUUUGACAGAAAUCUGGAUUUAUCCCUGCUUCCUCCGUGGUUCAAUGAGCCUCCUUUUUACUUCUAUUUAUUCUUGAAUGAUGAGAGUGAAAUGGACUCAUGAAUGUCUGAAAAAGCAAAUGAGUGACCAAUGAUUAUGAUGAUGUUGUGAAGUAAAGGUGACGUAUCUAAAGGAACACGGUUUGGCUGUUAUGAUGCUUGUGGCUGAGGGUUGUCAACCCUGAACAGUCCCACAGCAGAGCACUCUGAAUAAGAUAUUUCCAUUUUCCACUUUCUUUUUUUUUUUUUGAAAAUGAGUUUUAAAUUAUUAUUUUUUUGAAGGAACUGUUAAUUAUACUUUGAUUGUUUCACUGCUAUAUGUGUUUGCUUUAAUUUUUUUUUUUUUCUUUGCGUGAAAUCAUAGCAUUUGUGAUUUUGGUAUAUAAAAAGAAAAGAAAAACAGGAUUCAUGCAUGAGUGUAAGACAAUCGAAUGGCAGUUGUGUUUUUCUAACUUUUUUAUAAAAUGCACUAGGAAACAGCCAGGGAGUAACUCUUUCUGGAUCAGUUGGUGUAAUAAUAGAUUUUGACCAGGAGACAAUUUUCCAUUUCACAGCUAAUAUAUAUUGUUUUGAAAAGUCUAUGGUGAACCAGAUGAGUCAACUGAAGGGAGUGAGGGCUCUGUAGGACGGGGUUCAUUCAGGUUUUGGUGACGCCUGUUUGACCAGAGGAGGGCGCUGUGUCCUUUCUCAGAAAAGACAGUUUUAAUCUGGUCUUUGGACGACAAAUGAAAAGAACUAAUGACUACAAGUUAAACUACUGUAGCUGGAAAUGUAUUGGUGAAAAUGAAACCACAUAUGAUAUGUUUAUAAAACAAAUUUUAAAUGGAUUUAAAUGUUUUUAUAAAAGCCGGUUGAUAUUAUUAUUAUUAUUGGUUAAAAUCAUUGCCCCUGUUUUCUUUCAUAUAUUAUGAUCUAAGAAACAUAUUAGCUUUUUUCAUGAUCCUCUGCAUAUUUUGAAGUCAUUACAUUACAGAAAUUUCAACCCAGCCCCCAAAUACACCUCUCCUAAAAAAUUGUCAGCCAUUUUGAUCGAUGUGAAUAUAAGUUUAUUCAGUUGACAUCAAACUGUCACCAGUAGAUCAUUCUGAAAUCAGUCAAGAUAUUUCUGAUUACACUGUAAAAAAAAAUGACUGGUGAUCCAAGAACAAGUCACCUCUAAGGUCACAGUUAAGUUUGUCAUUUAGGGACUGUGAUCCAGAAACCCUGGCUGUGUCUCUGGUGAUUGCUGCCCCUCAUGCCUCUGAUCAACAUUUUCUCACACUGCUUUUUGCACUUUUUGUUUGUCUGUUUUUUCCCCUAUCGUGGUCCUCAGGAACAUCAAGCAAUGCUAGAGAAGGAAUCAUGUUUAUACCCGUUUAUGCCUAUGUGUGUGAAAGGUUUUAUUUUAUUACUUUAUUUUGUUGUCUCAUUGCACAGGUGGCAGAUCUCGCCUUGUGCGGAGUGUGUAGGGGAGGUGUGUGAGGUGUCCUGUGUGUGUGUGUGAGACACACACACACAGGACACUGAUGUCCUCUUGUCCACUGAAGGCUAGCUGUAUACAUCAUGCAUUUCAAGAAAAUGAGAUAAAAGCAGUGCUGCAAAUGGAAAAUCAUUGUUAAUAAAAACCUAUUUAAAUUGU